Molecule: messenger RNA, 3699 nt
Organism: Euleptes europaea (tarantolino)
Lineage: Eukaryota; Metazoa; Chordata; Lepidosauria; Squamata; Sphaerodactylidae
Gene: GRIN3B
Product: glutamate ionotropic receptor NMDA type subunit 3B
Exons: 12
Biological process (GO): monoatomic ion transport; ionotropic glutamate receptor signaling pathway; synaptic transmission, glutamatergic
Cellular component (GO): plasma membrane; postsynaptic membrane
Molecular function (GO): NMDA glutamate receptor activity; transmitter-gated monoatomic ion channel activity involved in regulation of postsynaptic membrane potential
Source: RefSeq, a predicted model, not a curated record
AUGGAGCCGCGCCGGGCGCCGCGCCGUUGCUGGGCUCUGGCGGGCAGCGCGCUGCUGCUGCUGCUGCUGCUGCUGCUGGCGCUGGCGGCGGCGCCGGGCCGGGCCCACCCGCAGCCCUGCCGCCUGCUGGCCCGCGCCGGCCACGCCGUCCGCCUGGGCGCCCUGCUGCCCCGCGCCGCCGCCGCCGCCGCCCGCCUCCGGCCCGCCCUGGCCCGCGCCGCCCGCGCCGCCGCCGCCGCCGCCGCGCUGCCCUACAACCUCAGCCUGCAGCUCCUGCCCGGCGCGCCCCGCAGCCGCGACCCCGCCUCGCUCGCCCGCUGGCUCUGCGCGGCCCUGGUGGCGCGCCGCGCCGCCGCCGUCCUCGCCUUCCCCGCCGGCCGCGCAGAGCUGCUGCUGCUCGACGGCGCCGCCGCCGCCCUCCGCCUCCCCUUCGUCAGCGUGCUGGACGAGCGCGGCGGCCCCGCGCCCCCCGCGCCCUUCGCCGCCCCCCCGAUUCUGCCUUUGAUGAGCAUCCUCUACCCCGUCUUCAUCUGCAAGGAUAUGCCCCGGCGAGCCAAAUUCCCGACGGGCUCGUCCGCAGCAGGCUUAAAAGUUGCAGGCUGCGUACAAAAAGGAUUUGGGUCGCCUCGCGAGUCGUGCGGAGAUCUUUGCGAGCUUUCCGCAGAGCCUUAUCAAAAUUUCAUGACCCCCCCGUGGGAGGAUCUGGAUCCCUCGGAGAUCUUCGCGUCCUAUUACUGGCUGCUCCAAUUAUCGAUUCAGCUUGCAAACUCCGUGGGGCUCAAGCGGCAUUUCCCCAUUGAGGGUGAGUUUAGGGCCCAGAGCGGUAAGCUGCAGUGCUGCGGUCCAAACUCUACUCUCGACCUGAGUUCGAUCCUGGCAGAACUCGGUUUCAGGCAUCGGGCGGGGAGCCAAGCCCGGCCUGACCUCGGUUUCCUUUUCUCCUUCUCCCUGCCCCAGAAUCCCUUCCACUUGCUCCUGGACAAGAGCGCCGACUUCGAAACUCUCCUGGACCUGCUGGCUGACAUCUUCCGCUCCAACCGCUGGCGCGAGGUCACCCUGAUCCUCUGCCAGGCCUGGGACGCCGUGGGCUUCCUGGACCUCUGGGCCGGGCGCGGCGACCUUGAGCGGACGGCCGUGGUUGACCUGAGCUCCCUUGACGAGCCGGAGGCGGCGCGCCACCUCCGCCGGCACCUGGAAGAGUUCCGGGAGCUGCCCGGGCCGGCCGUGCUGCUCGGCUGCGACCCCCGGGCCUCUCGCCUGGUCUUCCGGACAGCCAAGGAGCUGGGGGUGAUGCAGGAGUUCCAAUGGGUGCUGGGCCUGCCCCAGAACGUGGACGAGCUGCAGACCGAGGGUCUGCCCCAGGGGCUGCUGGCCUACGGGGAGGCAGACCAGCCCUCCCUGGAGCAGUUUGUCCAGGACGCGGUGGAGCUGGUGGCCCGGGCCGUGUCCCAAGCCGUCUACGUCCGGCCCGAGCUGGUCCUCAUCCAGAGCAUGGUGAACUGCAACGACAGACCCGUGGCCAGCGUCGAAUCUUCUGGGCACUUCCUUUCCCAGUUCCUGGCCAACACGUCCUUCCGGGGCCAGACUGGCCGAGUCUUCGUCCGCAACACCUCUCACGUCCACACAGAGCGCCACUACAAGAUCUGGAGCCUUCUGCGGGACUCGGUGGGCCAGCCCACGUGGGUGACGGUGGGCAGCUGGCAGGGGGGCGAGAUGGAGACCGAGGAGGGCACGUGGCAGCAGCAGCUGCAGCGCAAGCACCAGGCCGAAAGCGGCGGGUUCUCCCGCAUGAAGCUGCGGGUGGUGACCCUGGUGGAGCACCCGUUCGUCUUCACCCGGGAGGUAGAUGAAGAAGGGAACUGCCCGGCCGGGGAGCUGUGUCUGGACCCCCGCACCAACGAUUCAGCGGUGCUGGACGCCCUCUUUGAGGAGCUGAACUCUGAGAAUGGGUCCGUGCCCAUUGAGUACAAGAAAUGCUGCUACGGGUACUGCAUCGACCUUCUCGAGAAGCUGGCGGAGGAUUUGCCCUUCGAUUUCGACCUCUACAUUGUGGGGGAUGGGAAGUACGGGGCGUGGAAGAACGGCCGCUGGACCGGGCUGGUGGGGGACCUCCUGAGCGGCACGGCCCACAUGGCAGUGACCUCCUUCAGCAUCAACUCAGCCCGCAGCCAGGUGAUCGACUUCACCAGCCCCUUCUUCUCCACCAGCCUGGGCAUCCUGGUGAGGAUCCGGGACACAGCCUCCCCCAUCGGGGCCUUCAUGUGGCCCCUCCACUGGACCAUGUGGGUGGGCAUCUUUGUGGCGCUCCACUUGACCGCUCUCUUCCUCACCCUCUACGAGUGGAAGAGCCCCUACGGGAUGACCCCGCACGGCCGUAACCGCAUGAAGAUCUUCUCCUACUCCUCGGCCCUCAACCUGUGCUACGCCAUCCUCUUUGGGCGCACCGUCUCCAGCAAGACCCCCAAGUGCUGGACGGGCCGCUUCCUCAUGAACCUCUGGGCGAUCUUCUGCCUCCUGGUCCUCUCAAGUUACACGGCUAACCUGGCCGCGGUCAUGGUGGGGGAGAAGACGUUUGAGGAGCUCUCGGGGAUUCACGACCCCAAGCUGCAUCAUCCGUCCCAAGGUUUCCGUUUUGGCACAGUCUGGGAGAGCAGCGCAGAGGAAUACAUCAAGAAGAGUUUUCCAGACAUGCACGAAUACAUGAGACGGCACAGCGUCCCCACCACACCUGCCGGGAUAACCAUGCUCAAGACCAACCCUCCCAAACUGAACGCCUUCAUCAUGGACAAGUCGUUGCUGGACUACGAGGUCUCCAUCGACUCGGACUGCAAGCUGCUGACAGUGGGGAAGCCGUUCGCGAUUGAAGGCUACGGCAUCGGCCUCCCCCAGAACUCGCCUCUGGCUUCCAACAUCUCGGAGUUCAUCAGCCGAUACAAGUCAGCUGGCUUCAUGGACCUCUUGCAUGACAAAUGGUACAAGAUGGUGCCCUGCGGGAAGCGCGUCUUUGCCGUCACAGAGACUCUACAGAUGGGAAUCUACCACUUCUCUGGCCUCUUUGUUCUGCUUUCUAUUGGUAUCUGCGGCUCGCUGCUCACCUCCCUGGGGGAGCACAUCUUCUUCCGGGUCUUCUUGCCCCGCAUCCGGCGCAAGAAGAAGUUCAAUUACUGGCUUCAUACCAGCCAGAAAAUACACCGGGCUCUAAACAUGAGUUUGGAGGAACAGAGGAACAAGAGGCUAAAUCUGGAGAAGAAGUGAGUUACGCACGCCGGAUGCAGCCAGCUUGCUGAGUCGACCUUUUUAUUGCUGUUCUUGUGCAACAUCGAAAAGAGUCAGGAGGAACCCGAGCCGCCCCCCGCCAGCCAGCCCAGCUGGAACAAUCUCCGCCGCGCUACAGUGAAGAAGGAGGACAAGCGGGUACACUUCAACAUUGAGAACUUGCCGGACGAGGGCUCCGAGGAUGAGCGGGAGGCGCCCGUUUGGCACUGCAUGAACGGACAGGGCCCCCAGCAGGCCGGCACGGAGGCCCAGGAGAAGGAACUGGAGGAGCUGGAGAGCCGAAUCGCGGACAUGCGGGAGCAGCUCCGGGCCGCGCUGGUGCGGAAGAGCGAGCUGAUGGUGGCCCUGGGACCGCCCCCCAAAGCCCCCCAGCUGCCCCCUGCCCUGAAAGCCCUCAUCAAGGCGAGCAAGGAAGAGAGGUGA